CCUAAUGACUCGAGCACCCAAACAAAACUCGCUCCCCUCCUCCUCCCUCCUUCCUCCGCCGCGGCGCCGGUGCCCUGCCUUGUUUUCCCCGUGCGCAUAUUCGCUCGCCCGCAUCGGCGGCCGACAUCGCUUGGGGAGCGCACCAGAAACGCGCACGGCAGCGAGGAAGGCCAACCACCUCAUCUCCUCUACUUACAUUCCUCUCGCGGAGCCCCGUCUCCUGUGUGUAGGCGCGUGGUGGUGAUAGUACUCAUGGCGGCGGCGGCGGCGGCGGAUACCUCGGAGGCGUCCGCGGCGGGGCUCGCGCUCGCGGAGGCCAACAUCAACUGGGAGAGGUUGGACAAGACAAGGUUUCAUGUGAUUGGAGCUAUCCUGUUUACAGCCCAGCAAGGUGCUCUGCACCCAACGGCUGUUGUGAAGACUAGGAUGCAGGUUGCCGAAGGAGGGCUUGCACACAUGUCUGGAUUUGCUGUUUUUAGGAGGAUACUGAGAAGUGAUGGCAUCCCUGGUGUUUUCAGAGGCUUUGGCACCUCUGCAGUUGGAGCUCUACCUGGGCGAGUAUUAGCUCUAACAUCACUGGAGGUCUCCAAACAAAUGACAUUUAAAUACUCAGAACGUUUCGAUAUGUCAGAGGCAUCAAGAAUUGCUGUAGCAAAUGGUGUGGCAGGCCUAGUGUCGAGUAUCUGUUCAAGUGCAUAUUUUGUGCCUCUAGAUGUGAUUUGCCAAAGGCUCAUGGUUCAAGGAUUGCCAGGGAUGGCAACAUAUAGAGGCCCAUUUGAUGUGAUAAAUAAGGUUGUCAGAAUGGAAGGGAUCCGGGGGCUUUACCGAGGUUUUGGAAUCACAAUGUUGACCCAGUCACCAGCUUCUGCCCUUUGGUGGAGUGCAUAUGGUGGUGCUCAGCACGCUAUCUGGAGGAGCUUGGGUUAUGGAAAUGACUCGCAAACAAAACCAUCUGAGUCAGAACUUGUUGCUGUCCAAGCGACAGCAGGAACAAUUGCUGGUGCUUGCUCAUCAAUUAUCACCACGCCAGUAGAUACCAUCAAGACACGGCUUCAGGUUAUGGACAAUUAUAGUGGCAGGCCAUCUGUUAUGAAAACUACCAGGCUCCUGCUAGACGAGGAUGGCUGGAGGGGGUUUUAUAGAGGUUUUGGACCUAGGUUUCUUAACAUGUCUCUCUGGGGCACAUCAAUGAUCGUGACAUAUGAGCUCAUAAAGAGGCUCUCGGUGAAGUCCGAAUAAUUCUUCUUUACUUCUUUCCCAACUGAGGUGGUUAGUUCAAGAUCACCCAACUGAGGUGGUUAGUUCAAGAUCAUCGUUAUCAAUACAGGCUAUAUAGUGUGUUUGCUGCACGGAAACUGUCGGCGAGUAUUAUGAUAGAGUAGGAUGCAGAUUUACCACUUAGUUGCAUAACAUGCUUCUGUAUGAGACUUGCGAUAUGUAUAUAUCUGUGCUAAAGGCCCUCUUUUCAGGAUGUUGUAGCCAGCCUCUCUAGGGUGUAAUCGAAACAGCCUACAGCCCAUAGGCUUUUUCUGGCUAAUGGGGCACCUUAUGGCUGUACCUGUUAAUGAUUCAGCAAAAUUUUGGCAACGAAUUUAGCAUCAUUUUCGUUGAA
Molecule: messenger RNA, 1612 nt
Organism: Setaria italica (foxtail millet)
Lineage: Eukaryota; Viridiplantae; Streptophyta; Magnoliopsida; Poales; Poaceae
Product: solute carrier family 25 member 44
Exons: 6
Coding region: 253-1239 (328 amino acids)
Biological process (GO): transmembrane transport
Source: RefSeq, a predicted model, not a curated record